Molecule: messenger RNA, 987 nt
Organism: Porites evermanni
Lineage: Eukaryota; Metazoa; Cnidaria; Anthozoa; Scleractinia; Poritidae
Source: the annotation of a GenBank genome assembly
AUGAACUCAACGGCGAACGGAUCCAGCGGACCUUGGAGCUGCUUAGAUCAGUUAGAUUCCACUGCGUCAAAAAUCGGAGCAACCGUUAUUCUCUGUCUGAUCUUUAUCGUUUCACUGGUCGCAAAUUCUCUUAUUGUUAUCAUCGUUUAUAAAACGCCGAACUUAAGAAAACCGAUAAAUUUUUUCAUCGCAAACAUGGCCUCAUCUGAUCUGCUGCAUCCAAUAUUCUUGGUACCUUGGAACCUGUUAGUCUUGCACGGCACCAACUCCUUAGUUAUCGGUGGUCAGCUUGGCCAGGCCUUGUGUAAGCUUGCCCCUUUCUUUACCAUAGUUUCCUAUACCGUUUCGAUUCAGAAUCUGGUUCUGAUAGCAGUGGAUCGCUUUGGAGCCGUGGUGUUUCCACUCCGUUCACCACUCAUCAGAUCCAAGCUGUGUCCCUUCUUUAUUCUCGCUACAUGGAUAGUUGCCGUAACGGUCAAUUCACCAGACUUGUUCACUUUCGAGCUCGUUGAAUCCCCAGAGGAAUUUUGGUGUGAUAUGGAAUGGGAGAAAGUAUUCCGAGAGUCAUCGUCUUAUGCCAGUUUCGUACUAGCUUACUACAGUCUGUUUACAUACAUCCCUGUGCUGUUGCUAGUCACUCUUUACUCCAUCAUUGUUAUCAAGCUCAAGACACAGGCACACCCAGGUGAACAGUCCGCCUACAGUCAGCAACAGCGGGACAGAAGAAACAGAAACGUGCUUCAAAUGUCCAUUGCUAUCGUAACAGUGUUUGUGCUUUGCUGGUUACCUUACUCUAUCAACUUUUUAAUCCUACAGUAUCAGAACAGGUCAUCGCCUUUCUCGUGUAGUUUCUGGAUAUACGAUGUAGUCACCGUUUUUAUGGCUAACAUGUACUGUGUCAUCAACCCGAUUAUCUGUUUCAUGUUUAGCAGUAAUUACCGAAAAGCUCUUAAAAGACUCAUAAAAUGUUCUUUUGUACAGGCGUAG